Panicum hallii is the source of this 3205-nucleotide messenger RNA. RefSeq lists its product as uncharacterized. The transcript is spliced from 6 exons. The record is from RefSeq and is a predicted model, not a curated record. Gene Ontology annotation, molecular function: chromatin binding. Bases 813 to 2864 code for a protein of 683 amino acids. Lineage: Eukaryota; Viridiplantae; Streptophyta; Magnoliopsida; Poales; Poaceae.
CGCCCUGCUCCUGCGCCGCGCCGCGCUCCGCUCCCCGAAAGAGGGAGCCAAGCACAGUAGAUUCCCUUUCCCUUCUCUCCUGCCCCUGCCCCCCUCAACCCCCCUUCCUCUCUCGCCUCACCAUCCUCGCCUUCCCACCUGUCCGUCUUCAUCCUCCUCCCUCGCGCCGCGCCUCUCCUCCCCGCCUCCGCGGAGAGGGAGCCCGUCCUGCGCGCGAGCGCCCCCGCCCGGAGAGGAGUCCUCCGCCCGUCCCGCCGCCUCAGGUCUCGCCGCCGCCGCCGCCGCCGCCGCCGCCGCCGCCACCACCUCCGCUGCCUAGUUUCCGCGGCGUCAGUUCUGAGAAAUUUUCUGGGGUUUCAGUGACGAGGAUCGGCCGCCGGCGCAGGACCGGCCUUUGCCGCCGCCUUCCGUUUUAUGGAGGGGUUCCUACUCAGCCUUAACCCGUUCCGGUUCAAGCCGCUCUGGCCGGCGAGGACCGCCCCCAAAUCCCUCUGAACUCUGAAGCCCUAGGAAAUCGUCCUCCCGUCCGGGGGUUCCCAGAAAUCCCACGGCCGCCGUCCUCCACCACCCUUGUUUCCUGGUUAAUCUGAAGUUUCCUGUAAAAUUUCUGGUGUCCUCCGAGGUUUCCGAGGGGCACCAGGUUCCCUUUACUUCUCCGAGAACUGAGAGCCCUAACGCGGCGCCUUCUUCCCUGCCACCUCUCGACAAGGACAUGAGCUUGCUGUUGGCGGCGGCGCCUCCACACGCAUAGUGCCGUGCCCCGGGCUCGGCGUGGGCGUCCUUCCUUGGCGGUGCUGGCGUUGCGGACGAGGAUGGCGAGGGAGGACGGCCCGGAGUUCGUGCGGUGGAGGGAGGAGUUCGUGUCGCAGGAGCGUGGCAGCCGCGUCGUGCACUACUACCUCGACGACGCGGCCGGCGGGUCCCACCUCGCCGUCGUCGGCACCGAGAGGAGCCUGCGUCACAUGCUCUACGUGGUCUCCGAGGACUUCCGCGCCGCGUGGGGGUGCGGCAGCGGCGCUGAUGACGGCGCUGGGCCGGCGGUGUUUGCGCGCAAGUGGAGGUCGCGCCGCGAGGUGGUGGAUUGGCUCGCGUCCUUCCUCCCGGUGAAGACACUUGACUCGAAUUUCUCAAAAUGCAGAUCUUAUGCAGAUACUGACAUCGGGUUAGAUGGAUACAGUGAAACUGAUAGCUUUUUGCACCAAAUUCUAGGGAAAGACUGUAGCUCAGACAUUACAUGGUCUGGUUCAUUCUGGACAUGUGGCAAGCAGCUUCGGCACUAUCAAGCUUUUUGUCGCAAUGGCACCACAAUAUCGAUCCACACUUUUGUGCUGGUCUUGUCAGAGGAAGAAAGUCGCUAUCUUGCAUACCUGGAAGACAUGUAUGAAGAUAAGAAGGGACAGAAGAAGGUCAAAGUGCGGUGGUUUCAUCAAAACCAGGAAUUUUCCUGUGCUAUACCUCCUCCUCCCCCUCAUCCUUGUGAAGUUUUCAUCACUCCUUUUACACAAGUAAUCAGUGUGGAAUGUGUUGAUGAUAUUGCAACGGUUUUAACUCCUGAUCAUUAUGAAAAAUGCUCCAAUGCAUUGCCAGCUUCUUCUUUGGUUGGGAUCCGUUUCUGCUUUCGCCAGUACAGUAAAAAUAAAUUCAAGCAUUUUGACUUGAGUACACUGCGUGGAUAUUUUAGUCAAGCUGUUGUUCUGUCCUUGAAAAUUCCACCCGAGUCAGAAAAAGAUGGUGAAAUCACACCUGGGAGGACCAAGUUUCCAAAGCAGUAUGAGAGGCUUUACUCAAAAUGUUUGGGCACUAAAAUCUGUCGAGGUCCACAAGCAGACUCCAUACCACCUUAUCAGAUAUUAGAUAAUAAAAAAUCUCCUGGGAAGCAUCUCUCGAUCAAGUUUAUAGGGCCCCAGAAUCAACUAAAGCCCACAUACAUUGCUGGUGACAGAGUAGAAAUCUUGUCUCAAGACAGUGGCAUUAUUGGCUGCUGGUUCAGGUGCACUGUUCUAAAGUCAUGUACUAAUCAUAACAAACUGAAGGUUCAAUAUGAUGAUCUCCAAAAUGCUGAUGACAGUGGGAGAUUGGAGGAGACAGUGCCUGCCUCUACAUUGGCUCUUCCUGAUAAACUGGGACUGAGAAGCCCAGACCGACUAAGAAUUAGGCCACGUCCUCAACAAAGUAGUUCUGUUAACCGUGCUGCUUUGGUACCUGGAACUGCUAUAGACGUAUGGCAAUUUAGUGGCUGGUGGGAAGGAAUUGUUGUCAGUUUGGAGAACGCUGCUGCAGAUAGCCUGCAAGUAUAUUUUCCAGGAGAGAACUUUUUUCAGGUGUGCCAGCUACAGAACGUAAGAAUAUCAAAAGAUUGGAUCAAGAACCAAUGGGUUGAUAUUGAAGUAAAGAUAAAUGUGUUGUCACGAAUACCUUCAGAUGGUGUUGGAACAAGGCAACCUGAUAAUUUGUCAUCUGUUGCCGUGCUAGACUCUAGCAGUUCUGCAGUGCCAGAGCAAGAGCUUUCAGGUAUCCAAGCAAACUCCAAUGGAGAUGAACCAGUUCCUGAGCAAGUACUUGCUGCUAUCAAGGCAAGCUCCCAUGAAGAUAAAUCAGUGCCCGAGCAAGGGCUUUCAGCUAUCCAAGCAAGCCCCAAUGGAGAUGAACCAGUGCCUGAGCAAGGGCUUGCAGCUAUCCAAGCAACUUCAAAUGGAGAUAAACAAACAGAAGCUAGCAAGCAAACUGAGGUUAGUUUGACUGGUAAAACCUCCUCCAUUCUUGCGGAGGAUGAGAAACAAACAAUUCUAGGGAAGCGUCCGAGAGAUGAUGAUGCUGAACAAGACUGCAAUGGGGAAGUAGGUGUAGAUGUUGGCAAGACAUGAGGUUUGGGACGUCCAAACUCAUUAGACUCGUGUACAUAGCUAUAGAUAUGGUAUUCAAACCCCCAGGGGAGGGGUUUCACUAGGUUGCUGAUAUCAGAGCGAAUUGUCGCCUCUUUGUCAUACACGAACCUCUCCUAGUUUUUCUAUUUUGCUGGUAGUUGUGGUGUUUAUGUUACGAGAGACACGGAUUGCAAGCUGAAUGGUAGGUACCCUUCCCAUUGUAUAGCAGUCUACAAAUUUUGCCUGUGAAUGUUUUCCCACCUCGUCUGUAGUUCACUUCAUCGCAAUUAGCUAACUUCAUUCUUCUUUUAGAAUAAAAUUCUUGCCCUUGUUCACUUGUA